Messenger RNA from Trichosurus vulpecula (common brushtail), 2280 nucleotides. It is a transcript of the gene IKBIP, whose product is annotated as IKBKB interacting protein. The coding region runs from base 157 to 1371 and encodes 404 amino acids. The record is from RefSeq and is a predicted model, not a curated record. Lineage: Eukaryota; Metazoa; Chordata; Mammalia; Diprotodontia; Phalangeridae. The transcript is spliced from 3 exons.
GAAGGAGGAGCGGCGCUGCCGGCGGCUGCGGACGCCCUGACAGACGGACAGACGGACAGACUGACAGACUGACUGACGGACAGACUGACAGACGGAUGCUCUAAGGUAAAGAAGCGGGCGGGGAAGCCCUCGGGGGCCCGGGCGGGGGAGGCUGCGAUGCCCGCCCCCCACCCCGGCCUCGUCACGGUCAGCGGCUGCCCGUGUCCCCCCCCAGGGCCCACGGACAUGUCCGAGGCGAAGCAUCGCAAGAAGGCGGGCGUCAAGGGGGCGCCCCCGGAGCCGGGCCGACGAGGCGAGCCCGGGCAGCCCCCGGAGCCGGCCCGGGGAGCGGGAGGUGGAGGCGGCGGAGGCGGCGGCGGCUGGGCGGACCCGCGGACCGUGCUGUGCCUGCUCUCCCUCGGGACCAGCCUGGCCUUGGCCUGGUUUGUAUUUCAGCAGUCAGAAAAGUUUGAUAAUGUGGAAAAUAAAUACCAGCUACUGAAAUUGGAAGCUGCAGAGUUCCAUAGCCUUCAAAGUCAAGUUGAUUUAAUUUCUGAAAAGCUUGAGUCUACUGAAAGUGUCCUGCAGGAAACUACAUCAGCCAUAUCUUUGAUGACCCAAUUUGAGCAGGAAGUGUCCAGUCUCCAUAACAUCAUCCAUGACAUUAAGAACAGUGAGCAGAUGCUCAUGCAAAAGAUGCAGAACGUUAAUGUGAAAUUUAAGAAUGUUACAGAUUCCUGGAAAAGAAACCUAGAUGACAUGAAUGCUCAUACUGGCGGUUUAAAAUCUGAAGCCAAACGUAUGCAUUCUCAUGUUACUGGCCAAAUUAACCUGGCUGAACAAGGCAUAAAAUUGCUUACUGAAAGGCUCAAAGAUUUGGAAGAUAGCACUAUGAGAAAUAUUAGAACCAUCAAGAGGCAAGAAGACGACGAUCUUUUACAAGUGGAAGAGCAGCUAGUGUCAGAUACAAAAGCAGUUGAAAAGUUAGAAGAGGAACAAAGAAGUCUCUUUGCUAGAGAAAUAGAUCUGAGCAAUAAGCUGACUGACUAUGAGCCUAAAGUGGAAGAAUGCAAGACCCACUUGCCGGCGCUCGAAAGCGCCGUUCACUCGGUUCUGAAGGUCUCCCAAGAUCUGAUAGGGACAGAAAAGAAAAUGGAAGAUCUGACCAUGAAGAUGUUUAACAUGGAAGAUGAUAUGCUGAAAGCCGUGUCGGAUAUUAUGGAUAUGCAGAAAGCCCUUGAAGGAAUGCAGUAUGAUAACAGCAUGCUGAAAAUGCAGAAUGAACUACAUUUUCUAAAGGGCAAAGUUCAAGAGUUCAUAGCAUCUUCAAGUAUUAGGGAAAAAGGAAUUUUAGAGUACGACCUAGAAAAUAAAGGAAUUGGCGAACAGUAAAUUCGGCCAAUUUGUGUUAGGAGGAAGUGUGUUAUCUCAUACAUUUAUAUCGUGUUUUGUAGUUACUUUGAUAUAUGGUAAAAACGCCUCACUUAUGCAGCAUGAUCACAGAACAAGGGGUCUCAUUCACAUAAGAGGAUCUUCCAGAUAACCAAAUGUAGCCACCUAAACACCAAAACUUCCCAAAAAUCAUAUCCAUUUUCACCGAGGUUUCUAAAAUGUGUGACAUAUUUCCCUGCCUUCUUAAAUAGAGUAGAGUUGACAUAAUUUAGCCUCUAGGUUGUCAUUAGAAGCAUGAGCUAUUUUACAGAGGCCUCAGGCGGCCACAGACUGCUAUGAGUUGUGAGUCAUUGUGUAUAUUGUCAUGUGGUAUAGUGGAAGGAGCACUAGACUAGGAGUCAGAAGACCUGGCUUUGAGUCCCAGCUCUCCUGAGCCUCAUUUCCUUUCCCUCUCUGUAAAAUAGGAAUGAUGGUACCUGUUGUGCCUACUUCACACCAGUGUCAUUGUGGGGGUGGUGCCUUGUCAACACAGUGGUAGCAAUCACUUCUCAAUAUCAAUAUGCCUGCUUCCGGCAGCACCCCCUCACCUCCAUUGCGCCUCUGUGGGCUAGGAAAUGAGAGAAACACACUUGGUGUGAGUAGGAAGAGUGAAUAAAUAGGUGCAGAGGGUGAGCUUUGAGGGACUCACCUAGGAGUUCAUUGCAUGAGCAUUAUUAGUGCAUGGACAAUUCUGCGUCAUCCAUUCCAGCUAAGCAGAUCUCAUUUGCUCACAUCUUGGUUCUUAUCUGUGUUCUGUAUGCUUGAGCUUAUCAGAUUAAUGAAGUAAUAUAUUUAUUACUCAGAUAAACUAAAUAAGCCUAUGGAUUGUAUUGGAGGAAUAUAUUAAACAAUAAAAACAGUAAAAUAAAA